Messenger RNA from Plectropomus leopardus (leopard coralgrouper), 657 nucleotides. RefSeq names its product leptin-like. The record is from RefSeq and is a predicted model, not a curated record. Lineage: Eukaryota; Metazoa; Chordata; Actinopteri; Perciformes; Serranidae.
AAGAGAUGAGUCAACAGCCCUCCACUAUAAGAUGUCCUGAUGGAGCCCAACAGUGGCAUACACACAGACAUCCAGCUGAGGAAUAACAGAAGCAUUCUGAAUUUCAAGAGAAAUUCGACAAAUAUGGACUACACUCUGGCCCUCCUGUUUUCUCUGAUGCACGUUUUAAGCGUGGGUACAGCUGCUCCUCUGCCGGUGGAAGUGGUGAAGAUGAAAUCAAAAGUGAAAUGGAUGGCCGAGCAGCUGGUGGUUAGGCUCAACAAAGACUUUCAGGUCCCUCCUGGUCUGACACUAAGUCCAUCUGCCGAUGUUCUGGAUGGACCAUCCUCCAUAGUGUCUGUCUUGGACGGUUAUAACAGCCUGAUCUCUGACACCUUCACUGGAGUCUCCCAGGUCAAGUUUGACAUCUCUUCUCUGACGGGUUACAUCAAUCAGUGGAGGCAGGGACACUGCAGUGAGCAGCGGCCGAAGCCUUCAGUGCCGGGGCCCCUGCAGGAGCUGCAGAGUCGGAAGGAGUUCAUUCACACUGUGAGCAUCGAGGCUCUGAUGAGGGUCAAGGAGUUCCUCAAUCUGCUGCUGAAAAAUCUGGACCAUCUUCAGACUUGCUGAAUGACAGACAUUAGAAUUCAUAUUUGUUGAUUGAGGGCCUCACUUUUU